Penicillium alfredii is the source of this 3075-nucleotide messenger RNA. Its product is annotated as serine/threonine-protein kinase. The record is from RefSeq and is a predicted model, not a curated record. Gene Ontology annotation, cellular component: cytoplasm. NCBI's taxonomy places the organism in Eukaryota, Fungi, Ascomycota, Eurotiomycetes, Eurotiales, Aspergillaceae. Gene Ontology annotation, molecular function: ATP binding; protein binding; protein serine/threonine kinase activity. Gene Ontology annotation, biological process: peptidyl-serine phosphorylation; autophagy. Bases 1 to 3075 code for a protein of 1024 amino acids. The transcript has 3 exons.
AUGGAGGCCACACAAGAAUCCACUCAGCCAUGCACCGAUCCCCGUCGGAUGGGAUUGGACAAUUCCGGACUUCAGGAACAGGACCUGGCCGACAUCAUCUGUAUCCUUCACCCGAACUCGCACGCUGCUCAUGACGCAGUAACUGCGACGGCAGGAAUUGGUACCCAGCACAUCUUGCAGAAGGGCGCCUUGGAAUUUGAAAAUUCAGGAACCGCCGCACUCGAUGUGGCCCUGAGAUUGUCAUCAAACGUCCACGACCCGGGAGCAGGUUUUUGCUUUGGCCGCAACCGAGCUCGCUGCGAUGUGCUGUUGGCAACGGAUGAUGAGGCGAAAAGGGUGUCCAACACUCAUUUCCGCAUCUAUCUGACGGGAGAUGGGAUCAUCAUGCUCCAAGACACUUCUACCAAUGGAACCAUCGUAGACAACUGUCGGCUGCGCAAGAGCCAGAAAGACAACAGCCGCAUGCUCACGAACGGCUCUGUCAUCCAGGUGGUCACUGGCCACCAAGGUUCUGACGAGGUUCGGUUCAUUGUUCGAAUGCCACCUCGAGAGGGGUUCGCAGUGCAGUACACUCAGAAUGUACUUCGAUACUUCGAGCGGGUCCAGCAGCAUGCAACGGGCGCUGUGCAACACAAGAAUCGCCAGGGCGCUGCCCAGCCCGUUUUGUCCUGGUCAGUUGCCAACGCUUACGGCAUGCAUUGGACAGGGGGCUCGGUGUACAACGUGACAGGCCAAAUCGGCAAGGGUGCCUUUGCGACAGUGUACAAACUCGCUACCAAGCAACAUGGGUCCAUCUAUGCCGCGAAAGAGCUUGACAAGCGACGGUUCAUGAAGAAUGGGAUUCUUGACCAGAAGGUUGACAAUGAGAUGAAGAUUAUGAGGGAUCUUAAACACCCAAACAUUGUGCAAUAUAUCGACCACCAUGAGCACGACAGGUGGAUCUACAUUAUCAUGGAAUAUGUCCCUGGAGGCGAGCUUUCCACAUACCUCCACAGCCAUGGCAGGAUCCCCGAGGAGAUGGUCCGCACGAUAGCACGCCAAGUGCUUCGUGCCCUUCACUACCUUCACAAACGCCGGAUUACCCAUCGCGACAUCAAGCCAGACAACAUCCUUAUUGCGUCGCUGGAUCCACUCAGAAUCAAGCUCUCUGAUUUUGGCCUGUCCAAAGUGGUGCAGGAGGAGACCUUUCUCAAGACCUUCUGUGGUACAUUGCUGUAUUGUGCGCCAGAGGUAUAUCCUGACUACGACACAUACCGGCGUGGCGAGGCUCGGAAAAGGCGCCGUGUUGGGGACCCACCUCCCAAAACAUCUCCAUACAACCAGUCUGUAGACACAUGGUCGCUGGGUGCCGUUCUCUACCACAUUCUGUCCGGCAUUCCACCUUACUCGGGGCGCGCCGAGGAUCGUGGCGUGCAGAUGCUCCGCACCAUCAUGACCACGGACGCUGACUUUGAUGUCUUGCGCCGCGAGGGGGUAUCGGAAGCCGGUAUCGACUUUGUGGCCCAGCUUCUCAACCGAGAUCCGUUUUCUCGUCCGACUGAGAAGGAGUGCUUCCAACAUCCUUGGAUCUCUGAGGUUCCUGAUGUGGACGAGUACGAAGACGACGACCUGUUGUCGGAUCAUCAAGACGGUCUUUCCGCGAUUGGCGAGGAUGCUGAGGAAGAUCUGGGCGCGUCUCAGCUUUCCAUCCAUGACCAUGAUGCGUACACCUAUGAAGCCGAAGCCGAAGAAAACAGCAGCAGUGAGGCUCUCGCGAAAAGACCGCGCAUUGAGCACAUCCCUACGGAUAUUCGAUAUCCCUCUCUUCCCAACAUCGAGAGUUUCCAGGAUGGUCAGGUGGCUGCCGAGCACAACGCAAGACGUCUGUUUGGUGAAGUCGACCCGGCAGCUCUGCGCAGCUCCCACGCUUUAGGCUCCGUGGCUGACAACGAUGAUGCUUUUGACAUUGAGGACUUUCCUUCUUCUGGUGAGUCCAUGAGCGAUGAUCACAGCGUCUACUCGGUCAUUUCCCUCCCAGAACACCCAUUCGGUGGCACUGCCCCCAGCCUUAUGGGAACGGAGAACCUCGUCGGACGGCUGAACAUGAACUCCUCGCACCCCAUCCUCCACUCGCAGGCCGUCCCGGUUAACCAGAUCUCGGCGCCACAGACCAGCCCUGGAAAACCCAAGGAGCCCGCGAAUGCAGAUAGUACCACAAACCAAGAGGCCGCCCCAGUCAGCUCUGAAGCCAAUCAGACCACUCCCAAGGCGGCUAAAUUCUCCCGUCGCAUCGAUCUUGCGCUCCCUGACACAAUCAGUGAAGGUUCCAGCAAUAAUGGCUCGCGAACCAGUCGUCGGUACCCGCCUAGUGAUCCAGAAAGCCGCACUAGGGAAUGUGAUAUCGAGCUCGCUACCACCCUUGAUGCGCGGACGGGACAAGCAAUCCUAGAGCAACUUGAGAGCACGGACUCAGGGUCAUCGGACCCCAUCGUCCAUCAGCCGGAGCAUGCGUCGAUCCCGCCACACGUGGCCGACACAGAAUUCACCAAGCCACGACCGGUACUUGGCCGUCUUAUCAGUCUCCCUGGCUCUAGUUUUGACAUUUCGCUGCGUCUGGAAACCCGGAUGACCUCCUGGGGUCGGGGUCUGAAGGCGACUGUCCGGCACCCUUUCCCCAAUGACACGCGGAUCCCCGCGUACGCCCUAGAAGUCACAUUCUGGGCGCCCGCCAUUGAGUCGAAGAUUGCAGCGGGGAAGGACUGGAUGCAGGUCCCCGGAGUCAUGGCGAUCCUGUCCACGAAAACGCGCAAAUGUAUCUGGGUGAACGACGUUGAGCUGCGCCGGGGCUCGUCGACCGAGGACGGGCCCGAGGGAUUGCACUUUGGCAAGAUCUACACCGGAGACAUUAUCACCGUGUUUCAGUCCAAGGGCGAGUUUCUCAAGCUACGCUGUGAAUUUUAUCAUGGCGACAGUGCGCGACAACGGCCUGCCACCGAGUCGGGGUUUGUGGUGCGCCAGGCACUCAUGGCCAAGUCGGAUGUGGCAGCAAACCGGUUGCCAGCUCGAGCAGAUGAACCGAAGGAAUUGAAAGAAUAG